Messenger RNA from Sardina pilchardus (European sardine), 811 nucleotides. RefSeq names its product crystallin beta gamma X (gene crybgx). NCBI's taxonomy places the organism in Eukaryota, Metazoa, Chordata, Actinopteri, Clupeiformes, Clupeidae. The record is from RefSeq and is a predicted model, not a curated record. The transcript is spliced from 6 exons. Bases 41 to 664 code for a protein of 207 amino acids. Gene Ontology annotation, biological process: lens development in camera-type eye; visual perception. Gene Ontology annotation, molecular function: structural constituent of eye lens.
CUGUAUUUAAAGGGCUUUAAAGAGGCCUCGCUGAGCUGACAUGAACAUCUUUGCUAAGGUCCCCGGACUAGUCCAACAAACCAGCAAGCUGGGGUCUGUGCUCCAACGUGCAUUUUACGGGUCCAGUGGGAGGGUGACCCUUUUCGAGCAGCGUAACUUCGCUGGCAGACGCCUGGACCUGAGCGCCGACUGCCAGAAGCUGAGCGAGAAGAACUUCCCAGAAAGAUGCAACUCCGUGCAAGUGGAGAGUGGAGCCUGGAUUGGCUACGAGCAUGAGAACUUCCGUGGCCGCCAGUACCUGUGGGACAUGUCCGAGCGCGGCGAGUACAACUGCACCGAGAAGUGGUGCGCUCAGGCUGACCGCGUGGGCUCCGUGCGCUCCGUCAAACAGGACUCUACCCCGGCCCGUGCCCAGCUGUACGAGAGGGCUGGUUUCUCAGGCAAGAGGACCGAGCUCCAGGACGACAUCCCCAACCUCAUGACCCGCCACAGCCUCAACAGGGCCGCCUCUAUCCGUGUGCUGGGUGGAGCUUGGGUGGUGUACCAGGAACCCAACUUCAGAGGACCCCACUACGUCCUGGAGAAGAAAGACUACAAUAACUUCUCUGACUGGGGGGCUCAAAACAGCACUGUCGGCUCCAUGCGUCGUAUUCGAUUCAGCUGAGCCCCCCGUCAAGGCAACAACUCCCCCCCUACCCCCAACUCAAACUUCCCCAACGCAAAACACUUUUUAUAAAUGACAAGUACAUUCUCGAGCACAACAAUCACAGACCCACAAGAGAAGCUAUUUUAAUAAUAAACAAAUGAAAAA